AUGGAUAUACUUGCCCCAGUGUCGAUAAGACAGUUCACAGGUUUAUUAUUGACUGAUACCCUAGUAAUUGCUGUAUUUGGAGAGGUAGCGUUAAUAUUUAAUUUAUUUUUGGCCGAGGCCGCAUUUUCACUUGAGGUGGAUAGAACAUUUAUUUCUAUUGGAGGUAUUUGUGAUACUUGAGGAAUCCAGUUGCUUUGCUUAAGUACACUCCUUUUCCUUUGUUUUAUCAUGGACAUUCUUUUUAGUGGUACCGAUUUUACUUUCUUAGGUGUCCUUACUACACUUUCUUGCCUUGUUAUUCUUCCUUUAAAUGGCUGUGCAAUUUCUAAUA
This is a messenger RNA of Meloidogyne enterolobii, 331 nucleotides long. The record is from the annotation of a GenBank genome assembly. Lineage: Eukaryota; Metazoa; Nematoda; Chromadorea; Rhabditida; Meloidogynidae.